CCGUCUCCGGAGCGACCAUGGCGCUGAACGGCGGUGAGGAACCGGCGGGACCGUCCCGGGACCCCGGGCGGGGAUCCCCCCGGGAUUAACGGGAGUCACCAUGGAACCAGGACCGGGACUGGGACCCCGAGCGGGGAUUCCCCCCGGCGCGGACGAGGCCGAGGCGCGGCGGGAGCGGCUGGACCGGGCGAGCCGAGCCAUGGGGGCGCUGCUGCUGCGGGGGUACCGAAUGUUGGGGAGCUCCUGCCCGCAGUGCGGGACCAUUCUGCUGCAGGACCGGGAGCAGCGGCUGCUCUGUGUGACCUGCCAGGACCCCGAGGGGCCCGGGGGGGGCAACGCUCCCGCCCCUCCCCCCGCCCCCUCCCCCGCCGCCCCCCGGCCCGAGCACUGCGAGGGAGCGGCCGCCGCGUUUCGGGGGGCUCGGGCGGGCCCCCCCGGGUCCCCGGGCGGCGCGGUGGGCGCGGCGCGGGCGGCCGUGCUGCAGAAGCUGCUCUGGGCCGCGCAGGAGCUGCCCCGAACCGCCUCGGCCGAGGGCAGCGCGCAGCUCUGCCAGCUGGUGCGGGCCUGCGCCGACGCGCUGGGGGGGCUGCAGGCGCUGGAGACCCCCCUGGGGGCCGCGGAGCCCCCCCCGACAUCCUGAGAGACCCCUCCCCAAAAAUAAACCCACGCUGGAUCCCC
This is a messenger RNA of Oenanthe melanoleuca, 678 nucleotides long. RefSeq names its product zinc ribbon domain containing 2 (gene ZNRD2). The record is from RefSeq and is a predicted model, not a curated record. The transcript is spliced from 4 exons. The coding region runs from base 101 to 640 and encodes 179 amino acids. Lineage: Eukaryota; Metazoa; Chordata; Aves; Passeriformes; Muscicapidae.